CUACUUAGUUACUUUUGUUUAGUACGCAGUACAAACCCUAAGUUCAAUAUACUCAUACUUACAUUAUUCAAAUUAAAUAUUUCAUCACCAUUCCGUCAUAACGAGUAGGUUUUUCAGAUUAGUAAUCCACAUUUUGAUGAUUGCAACAAUUUGUCGCUACGUGAUCAUGCGCAUUUACACCAUGAAGGUUGCAAUUGUUAGGGAAAUACCAUCAAUUGUGGAUACUAAAGGACAUAUUUAAUGCUGGGCCAUCAUCACCUCCGCUUUAAUAAUAAUAGCAGCCACAGACCGCGACUGCAGUUCUUGAUCUGGUCCACUUCGGUCGUUUUAUCUGUGCCAUGUGUUUGUGGCUCAUAACAGCAUGUUUGGGGAUGCUAUCCACAAGUCCCACGCAACAAAAUAUCGUUAUUAUUGGUACUCCGUCCCCUAUUUUGCAGCCAACAACAACGACAACAACUACAGCCAGACCUGCUAAUGUCACGAAGCCAGCUAACAUGACGAUGCCUCCAACUGUGACACCAACUGCGGCACCAACUGUGACACCAACUGCGGUACCAACUGUGACACCAACUACGGCACCAACUGCGGCACCAACUGCGGCACCAACUGCGGCACCAACUGCGGCACCAACUGCGGCACCAACUGCGGCACCAACUGCGGCACCAACUGCGGCACCAACUGUGGCACCUACUGUAGCUCCAACAGUCAGUCCAACAUCAGGACCGCUCCCGAUUGACCCGAGGCUCGGCACCACCCCGUCUCCCUCUGCAGCAUUACAGGUCCCACCUGUGACUGGAUACAGCGCUCAAAUACCUUCAUACAAUACAGCUGUAAAAUUCCCUCGGCAACGCAGAAGUUUGGAGGACGAUAAGAUGGAUCUAAGAGGCUUUUUGAACUGGUUGCAAUACGAAAGUAAAGAUAAACAUGAAAUUGUUAAGAGACAAAGCUGCAGAUGUGUGCCGGCCGGAACGUGCACUGGAGGCAGUGGAGCUAAUGCUGCUGCUGGUAUGAUUGAUAUCAGAAUUGUGACACCUGGCGGAAACACGGGAGGACAGUGCCCCACAGGACAAGAGUAUUGUUGUGGCACUUCGUCGCAAAUACUCUGUGGAACUUUGCAGGCUGUGCCAGCCACCACCAUCGUACCAGCUGCCGGGCAGGCUAGUUUUGGAGAAUUUCCUUGGCAGGCUAUUAUUCUAACUAAACAAAAUGAUUACAUUGCGGGGGGCGUUUUGAUAGAUUCAUUGAAUGUUCUGACUGUGACACAUAGAUUAUUACCAUAUAUAGUUUCAGGCACGGCACCAAACGUUAAAGUGAGACUUGGUGAGUGGGACGCUGCCGGCACGUACGAGCCGGUACCCUUCCAGGAGUACACUAUACAGAAGGUGUUCACCCACCCGUCCUACAACCCGAACACCCUGCAGUACGACCUCACUGUCCUUCGACUGGCCUCCGCUGUGCCCUUCACGCCACAGGCGGGGGCAGCUACCACCAUCAACAGAGCUUGUUUACCUGCGUCGAGUACUACCACUUAUAAUGGACAGACAUGCUGGGUAGCUGGCUGGGGGAAGAACAUGUUUGGCGUGCAGGGACAGUACCAGCAGAUUCUAAAGAAGGUGGACGUGCCUAUAGUAGCACCAGCCACGUGCCAGGCACAGCUUCAGGCUGCACGUUUAGGACCCACUUACGUCUUAGAUACUACGUCUUUCGUCUGCGCUGGUGGAGUCGCUAAUAAGGAUUCUUGCACUGGCGACGGUGGUUCCGGGUUGGUGUGCAACGUGAACGGGCAGUGGAUGCUGGUGGGGCUGGUCUCGUGGGGCCUGGGCUGUGCGGCCGCUGACGUCCCCGCGGCGUACGUCAACAUCGCAGGCCUGCUGCCCUGGAUACAGCAGCAAGUCGCUACGCCUUGAUUCAAUACGCUUAAUAGAUUAUACGUUUCAUAGGUGUAUCAUUUAUUUAUUUUUAAAUAAACGUUUUUACUGCUGGGUAUCAUAAGUAACAUAGGUA
Molecule: messenger RNA, 2004 nt
Organism: Plodia interpunctella (Indianmeal moth)
Lineage: Eukaryota; Metazoa; Arthropoda; Insecta; Lepidoptera; Pyralidae
Product: phenoloxidase-activating factor 2-like
Exons: 7
Coding region: 339-1907 (522 amino acids)
Biological process (GO): proteolysis
Molecular function (GO): serine-type endopeptidase activity
Source: RefSeq, a predicted model, not a curated record